Messenger RNA from Hibiscus syriacus, 1210 nucleotides. RefSeq names its product auxin-responsive protein IAA13-like. Gene Ontology annotation, biological process: regulation of DNA-templated transcription. Gene Ontology annotation, cellular component: nucleus. NCBI's taxonomy places the organism in Eukaryota, Viridiplantae, Streptophyta, Magnoliopsida, Malvales, Malvaceae. The coding region runs from base 73 to 918 and encodes 281 amino acids. The transcript is spliced from 5 exons. The record is from RefSeq and is a predicted model, not a curated record. Gene Ontology annotation, molecular function: protein binding.
UCUCCCUCUCUUUUAUUCUUCCACCUCUCCUAUACUCUUCCUUGUUCUUCUUCUUUGCUCUAGUUUCUGGUAAUGGGAGGUGGCUUAGUUUUACUCGGCGGCAGCGGUAACGGUGGUUGUUCUGGGUUUUCCAAAAAUGAGUCAGCCUCGUCAAAAGUUGAGGUUGUUCCAGAGGUGAGUUCGUAUCCAGCUGAGGCCGAGCUCGAGCUAGGGCUCAGCCUUGGUGGUCUUGCAGGGAAGACUAAGGUUACCCCUGGUAGAAUCUUGACUGCCAAGGACUCCCCUUCAGUGGUUGUUCCCCAUCGAGCUUCCAUCAACGGAGGCCAUCCUCCGGCGGUUUCCGUUUCCGGGACCAAAAGAGCUGCCGAUGAUGGUGGCUCUCCUACUGCUAUCAGCAGUCAAGUUGUGGGAUGGCCACCCAUAAGGUCUUAUAGGAUGAACAGUUUGGUUAACCAAGCUAAAGCACCGAGAGCUGAAGAAAACAAAGGGACUAAUGAAGCAAAGAACCCAAAAGAAGAUGGUUCCAAACUGAAACAAAGUGUUGAAAAAUUAGUGCAUAUUGGGUACAUUAAGGUCAACAUGGAUGGUAUUCGUAUAGGAAGAAAAGUUGACUUGAAUGCUCAUUCUUCCUAUCAGAGUUUGGCUCGAGCACUCGAAGACAUGUUCCUCCUAUCCGCUAACUUCGGAGGUGUCGAGAAGGAACAACUAACGAUGGCCUCUAAGCUUUUGGAUGGAUCAUCUGAAUUUGUUUUGACUUAUGAAGACAAAGAGGGAGAUUGGAUGCUUGUAGGAGAUGUACCAUGGGUGAUGUUUCUCACCUCGGUCCGUAGGCUCCGAAUCAUGAAGACUUCCGAGGCCAAUGGACUCGCUCCGAGAUCUCACGACAGGACUGAACGGCAAAGAAGCAAGCCGAUAUAGCGUCAUUGGCAACACGAUCCAUCAUUUAAAUUCCAUAUAUAUAUUAAAAAACAUGUUCCACAGUUUGAACACAAAGAGCUAUAUGAAUCUAGCAAAGCUGAUAUUGAGUUGAAGCACACCAAUGCCAAGAUUGUUUUCGAUCUCAAAUUUUCUCGUCCUCGAUCCCGAAUCGAUGUUACUCGUCAUACUGUAAAUACAUGAGUACUGGAAAAAUCUUUAAGAGUGUUGUUUGAGGUUUUGCUGCAAUCAAAGCAGCUUAGUUCAGGUUGAAAUGUUUUCCUGUGUGUGAUUC